UGCUUUCUUUUUGAGUUUUUGGCAAAUGAGAAAAAGUAAAAAGAGAAAUGGCAGCGGAAGUACCGCUCCUCUAUGCAAGAGUCCGACGCCGAGUUGAAAAUUUCAGAAGGAGAGCCGGAAGCAGAGAAGAGAUCAAAACACAAAAAAAAACUUAAGCCGAGGUGCCUCCCUCACUCCUAGCUGGCACAGCCUGGCAGUGCCCACGAGUCCACAUGUGUUCUAAACCGACCCCCUUCGGAAAGCACCACAGCACCCACAUUCCUUUUGCAAACAUGUACUCUUCUAGAUAAACGUACACAGUACUGCACAUAUUGCUUAAUGUUUAAGGACUCGUCACUCCUGUCAUACCCACAUCAUGGUCCUUAACYGCAUCAUCCAGUCUGGACAAGCUCCUUCACCCCUGGCCACUGACACAUGCUUCCAAUUUCCCCCCAAACGAGAAAUUCAAUCCAAGAAGAUGCAAAAAACUGAAUAGUGAURAGAAGCAUGUCAGGGUGCGGACUCCUGAUCUACACAUGGCAUUGCUCCUUCAAGUUAGCCGCCCCCUUCAAUUAUGCACACACUUCUACACCCAUAACCACAUCAUCCACAUGCCCCCAACCGAGAAAUCAAGAAGAUGCAAAAACAAAAACUGUUGAAAAGCAUGCCAACGAUAUAUUUGGCCUCUCUCCACAAAAGCAUUCGGUACACACCAGCAAGAACAAUCUGUCUACAGACUCUACACCACUUUGCAGACGUCGAUCCAUGUCAACGAUAUAUUUGGCCUCUCUCCACUGUGGCCAUCUGUGUGGAGAUCAAUCUGCUUGUCUUCCUCCAUUGGGACCUCAAUGCAGAGGAACUUGUGGGCACUGACAUCCAGGAUGAAACGAAAGCUAAUUCCCUCAGUGCCUCAGUCCCUCAGUCCCUCCGUCCCUCCGUUGCUCCUUUUGGGAAUGCUUGUCCAAAGUGGUCCUCUUUCAACACCCAAACUCCCCGCAAAAAGCACCCUUGUAGCAGAUAGUGCAAGUGCAAACUUCUGUGCCGUCGCACGUCCAAUGGUAAGUGUGGAGGCAGCCGAGCUUCCAGGACAGGACAUCUGUGAGACCGGAGCAGUGGUCCUCGCACAAGCCCUCGCAUUGUGAAGGGGUGUCGUACGUGUUGUAGCGUACUAGAGGUUCUGCAUAGACUCC
Molecule: messenger RNA, 1169 nt
Organism: Chara braunii
Lineage: Eukaryota; Viridiplantae; Streptophyta; Charophyceae; Charales; Characeae
Source: the annotation of a GenBank genome assembly